Colletotrichum higginsianum IMI 349063 is the source of this 1593-nucleotide messenger RNA. RefSeq names its product F-box domain-containing protein. Gene Ontology annotation, molecular function: protein binding. The coding region runs from base 1 to 1593 and encodes 530 amino acids. The transcript is spliced from 2 exons. The record is from RefSeq and is a predicted model, not a curated record. Lineage: Eukaryota; Fungi; Ascomycota; Sordariomycetes; Glomerellales; Glomerellaceae.
AUGUCACAAACCACGCUGUCGGCUCCCAUGCCGCCAAUGUCAAAUCCCAUCAUGCUCACACCCACAAAUCCCCAGUCCAGAUCGCCCUUCAACAAGGUCCCUCUUGAGGUCCUUCUCCGUAUCUCGUCACUCCUCAACACGACGGAACUGAGCGCCCUGCGCCUCACGUGCAGGUCCAUCGAGCAAUCCCUGUUCAACACCUUCAUGAAGGAAUACUUCACCAAGCGUCAGUUCAUGCUCACCGAGUUCAGCCUGCAGGCCCUCAUCGAUAUCAGCAAGUCGCGGCUAAGUGAUUGCCUCGACCAUGUCAUCAUUGGCCUGAACUGCUUCACGCGCCACUACUUCCCCCCCGGAAAGGAGGCCUGCGAGACUCGCUACCGCGAAGCUCAGGCCGACCAUUUUGCCCUCGUCCACAGCGGUCAGCAUGUCCUCAUGCUGACCGAGGCUUUCCGCAACCUGAAGAACCUACAGACAGUGGGCAUCCGCGACUACAACUCCAAGGCCCGCAGCCUUCGCGAUGGCUUCACUGCCACCUGGGCGAGCUACGGGGCCACGACGCUCGAGAAGGAGACGGAAGUCAACCUCUUCCGCGUUCCCAUCGACGAGAUCCAGGCCUACACCAACAAGGUCUUCAUUUCCCUCUUCACUGCACUCGGAAACGCCGGCGCACGCCCCAAGGCCUUUGAGCUGCUCCGGAAAGGCCAGGGCGUCCCCUCAGAUGACGCGUUCAAUCUCUUCACCAACUAUCUCGGGCCCAAGGUCGCCCCUGUCAUCGAAGGCCUCGAGACAUUCAUCUGUGUUGUCAACGUAGCCAACGGCCCGUUCAGGACCACGGCUCCCACACACGGCGCUGAGGACAACACGGCCUUCAGUCGACGUCGGCACGACUAUCUCCUGCGCCUCUUCCUGGGCUACAUGUCCAACUUGAAGCACUUAAGGUUGAACUUUAGCCACCCGGGCAACAACUCGGAUGCCGUCGAUCACUUCAUCAACUGGCUGGGCACACCGGCUUUCAAGUCCCCGUCCACGCCUCCCAUUUUCGACCCCCAGCUUCCGUCGCCCCCUCCCCCGGUGGCGUUUCCGCAUCUCGAGGAGCUCAAUCUAGGCUUUCUGGAUGCCGAGCCAAAGCGGCUUAUCCAUCUUGUUCGGAAGCUCUCGCCGACGCUCAAGAAACUGGAGUUCUGGAAGCUUACUCUGUGGAACAAAGCAGCCGAGGCCCGCGGCACAGAGGAGCGACGUGACCACUACAAGGUCAACCUGUGGGCCAAGAUGCUCAAGGCGCUGUGCGACGUGCCUAACUUAAACCUGGACCACAUCAUGAUCGGCAGCCCUGCCCAACGUACCUUCAUGACGAACACCAAGGUCUGGUUCCAUAGCAAGGACGCCUCGCCCAACGACAAAGUGGACAAGAAAGAGUACACGGGCAUCGACUGGAAGCACUUUGUCGAAGAAUUGGCCGGGCAAGUCAAGGCGGAACUUCCGCUCGAGACGAGUUCGGACUCGGACGAAGACGACGUGUACGACUCGGACUUGGACGACAACUUGAUGGAAGAAGAAGAGCUAGAUGAUGACGAUGAGCAUGGCGAAGAGUGA